This is a messenger RNA of Rhipicephalus microplus (southern cattle tick), 794 nucleotides long. RefSeq lists its product as uncharacterized. NCBI's taxonomy places the organism in Eukaryota, Metazoa, Arthropoda, Arachnida, Ixodida, Ixodidae. The record is from RefSeq and is a predicted model, not a curated record.
CUACAGCAGCCAAGAGUCAAGCUAUGACCAGCUUGCCAAGAAAGUUGCUUGCCAAACUAAUAUAAUAACUGAGCUAGCAGAAAAGGCUGAAGCUGCUUACGCGCAUGUUGAAGAGCUCAACCGCCAGCUAAAACACUCUCAACAGGACCACGCUGAAGCAAAAAAGCUAUGUGACCGCCUUCAGCAGAAGAAUAGGUGCUUGCGGCUUGAGCUAUCCUGUAUGCAGAAGAAAGUCAAGAGGUGCAAGGCUGAAGCUACACAAAAGAUUGACAUCACGUAUGAAGCCCUUGUAGAAGAUGAAAAGAAGCUGCGGUACUACACUGGCUUUACAUCCAGAAAGUCCUUCGACAGUUUUUGGUCCCUACUUGAACCAGAUGCGAAAAAGCUGCGGUUCUGGCAGAUGAAGGAAACGGAGAACGAGGACCGGAACUUCAUCCUGCCUUUGAAGACACAGCUUGUGCUCGUCCUGAUGAGGCUACGGCUGGGCCUUGACGGCCUUGACCUUGCGUACAGGUUUGGCGUUUCUACGUCAACCGUUUCGAGGAUCUGGGUAACAUGGCUGGAUUUUUUGGACAACAGGCUUCGCCAGGUAUGUCAGCACCAGUUAUCUUUUUUUAUUGCCUUUUGUUUGUGGUCUCUGUGAUGGCCGCGACAAAUUGCAACAUUUAUGGGAAGGGAGAAAGGGGACUGGAUGGAAUUUUAGGUAUAAAAGGCCAACUGUACACUGAUCAGUCGCGUAGCCAGGGUUCUAUUUCAAGGGGUGUUUGUCAGCCUUCCCCUCAUGGCCAGAUAUA